AUGAUUACCAACGACCCGUUCAAUGACUCUGUAAAAGAGCUGCGUGAGCUUGUUGUGCGAGCAAAGUUCAUUGAGCAGCAGGUGACGCAGAAGGGCGUAAUCUCUCCAUCAAGUGCGACAGAGCUCCGCGACACCAAGGAGAGUGCGGAGGAACUGCUGCAGUUCCUGAAAGAAAUGCUCCGUGUUGUCGACGAGCGCGGUGGAAGGGUGCAGGGCAAAGUGUUUUCUGCUAACGAAAUUAUGGAGCGACAGACUAUUGUACGUAGUCUCGAAAGCGAUGUAGCGGAAGCUCGCAUCUUCUAUGAAAAAAUUGUGGCAUCUGCCGCACAGAGGCAGCGAGUGGCAGAAGCGUCUGUAGCUGGCCCCGGCGAAACCUACGGCGGCGCACCGGACGAGUUUAUAUCCGCGCAGACAUUUGCUCAGCGUGAAGAGGAAAAGGUCCAGGAUGAGGUGCUGGAUCGACUCACCCUCGGACUGCGCGAAUUACGUGAAACAGGCUUUCACAUUCACGAAGAGCUGGACACGCAGGAGAUCAUGCUCGACAACGUUGAUCGCGACAUCUCAAGCGUCCAGGUGCGCCUGCGCGCUGCAAAUGCGAAGGUCGAUAAGCUUCUUGCCAGUAUGUCGAACAAGGGAAAGGUGGGCGUCAUUGCAAUACUGCUUUUCAUUCUUGUCUUACUCGCAUUCUUUGGCCUUAGGUAG
Molecule: messenger RNA, 702 nt
Organism: Leishmania braziliensis MHOM/BR/75/M2904
Lineage: Eukaryota; Euglenozoa; Kinetoplastea; Trypanosomatida; Trypanosomatidae
Product: putative syntaxin
Exons: 1
Coding region: 1-702 (233 amino acids)
Source: RefSeq, a predicted model, not a curated record